Molecule: messenger RNA, 1333 nt
Organism: Gasterosteus aculeatus aculeatus (three-spined stickleback)
Lineage: Eukaryota; Metazoa; Chordata; Actinopteri; Perciformes; Gasterosteidae
Gene: cep44
Product: centrosomal protein 44
Biological process (GO): centriole replication; centriole-centriole cohesion
Cellular component (GO): spindle pole; centrosome
Source: RefSeq, a predicted model, not a curated record
UUACCCGGUAGAAACAAAACGUCUGUUCCUGUUGCCCCGACGGGACGAAAUAUAACACUGGAAGACAUCAGCGAACUUACUCUUAGCUAUCACACGUUCAUAUUCAAACACGAAGUGCAGGUGGUACGUGUAGUGGUAUUUGCCCUGCACAACACAAGCUGUGUCCGGUUAGCGCGUCUUGCUGGUUGUUACAGAUAAAGAUGCUGUCCACCGGAGAUGUCCAAGGAUGUCUUCGUAAACUGGAAACUCUCCUGCGGGCGAUAAAGUACCUGGGACAUGUCGACUACAACGGCCUUUCCAAAGGAGAUCCAUCUGCUUUUCUACCAAUUGUGAGCUUCACACUCACCUCCUUCUCUCCACCUUUCGCUGAGCAGCUAAUGGAGGCCGGACUGGAGCUGACCGGCAAAACUGACCUCCGAUUCACUGACACUCUUUAUAAGGUGUUGCGAGAUAUCUUCAACUAUAAACCUAUACUGACCAAGCAGCAGUUCCUCCAGUGGGGUUUCUCUCAAAGGAAGAUCUCUGUCGUCUGCGACAUUAUUGACCUGGUUCUGCAGAAACACAACCAACUGAAGAAGCCGAGAGUCAGAUGUCCUGCCUCACACAAGGAUAAGCGAGGAGAAUCUCAUCCUGCACUCACUGAUGCAGACACUGUAAAUCCAAUACCACUGCUAAAGGUGUUCGAGAGACCAUUUGUUGUUAAUCACACAGAACAUUCGUCAACUUCUCCCACAAACUCCUCCCAUGUGGAAGAAUUAUCCUCCCAUGAUAUGUUAACCUGGACUUCUCACAAUGAAGAGUAUUCCUCCAAUUCUCUCGGAAAUGGGAUCACAGAACUGGCAGGAUGCAAGGAGGAAAAGUCAUCAGAGGUAGAGGAAAGGCUCUCGGCACUGGAAGCUCAGCUAGACGGUCUUCUGUCUGGGAUGGACAGACUCAACAUCCUGGAGAAACGCCUGGAGACACUUGAAAAACAGAGAAUCACAGACAAGAAUGAAGGAGAAGUAAUCACUAUACCCAGAGAGAGCUGGGAAAACCUGAUGAGCAGAGUGCUGUUAUUGGAGACUAAACUAGAUCUGAGCAAUAUACAGUUGAGUGUGCCCCUGCCAUGUCCGCCAACUACCUCUUCCUCUUCUUGCACCACGUCUGAUGCCUCAAAGGAGGACCUCAAGGACAGACUGGAGAGAAUCACCAACAUGUUGAAGAGCACCUCCAGUCUGCUGAAGAACACAGAAUGACCCACAACAUAUUAUGACAAAUAAUCAAACGCCUCAGCACACUGGAGUACAGUCAAUAUUUUUUUACAAUUAUCACAAAUAAAUGCAAAAAACUUGAA